Messenger RNA from Schizophyllum commune H4-8, 1408 nucleotides. RefSeq lists its product as uncharacterized. The record is from RefSeq and is a predicted model, not a curated record. Bases 41 to 1306 code for a protein of 421 amino acids. Gene Ontology annotation, molecular function: glutaminyl-peptide cyclotransferase activity; zinc ion binding. The transcript has 5 exons. NCBI's taxonomy places the organism in Eukaryota, Fungi, Basidiomycota, Agaricomycetes, Agaricales, Schizophyllaceae.
CUGCUUUUACCGUCACCCACGACGGCGACGACCACCUGAUAUGCGGUUAUGGUCGUCUUCCCCCUGCUGGGGUAAUGGUAGAUGGCUCGGAGCCUCCUUCGUCACUGUUCUCUCGGCAGGGAUCGCGGUGGCGGCAGGCAGCCGUCAGCUCGUCGAACUCACGGCGACUGACAUUGAGACCCUCGUCUCCGCUAAGGACCCCCUCAAGCAGAUGGACCCAUCCGACUCGUCCUCGCAUGUGUCCAAGAUCCUCAUUCCUCGCGUCGUCGAUACUGAGGGCAACACCCAGGUCCGGAAGUACAUCGUUGACACCAUGAAGGCGUUGAAUUGGGAGGUUGAGGAGGACGAGUUCGAGGACGACACACCGAUGGGGAGGAAACACUUCACAAACGUGAUUGCCACGAAGGAUCCGAAGGCCGCGCGACGCGUCGUAGUUGCUGCUCAUUUCGACAGCAAAUAUUUUGAGAAUGGGGAGUUCUUGGGCGCGACGGACUCGGCAGCACCGUGCGCCAUGAUGCUAGACCUCGCGGAAACUCUGAACCCCAUGCUCGACGCACGCGCCGCCCGCUUCGACAAUGGCGAAGAGGACGAUGAUGACGUCGCAGAUACGACCUUGCAACUCAUAUUCUUCGACGGGGAAGAGGCCUUCGUGAGGUGGACAGAUACAGACUCCAUCUACGGCGCAAGACAUCUUGCCGACAAGUGGGAAAGCGAAUACAUCCAGUCCAACCAGAAACGCCGACUCAUGGCACCUCAAUCAACCGAGCUCUCCACGAUUGAGAACUUCAUACUGCUCGACCUUCUGGGCGCCCCUAACCCAAGCAUGCGGUCCUUCUUCUUGGACACCGCAUGGCUCUACGACGAGUUCAUCUACGCAGAAAAGCGUCUAGGCGAGAGCGGCGCGUUGGCGUACGACGAUGAGCAGGACAUGGCGCCGGGGCAGUGGCGCAGCUGGUUCGCGCCGCGCUCGGAGCACCAGAAGAAUAUGGGAGGCAUGGGGGACGAUCAUGUACCGUUCCUCGCGCGAGGUGUCAGCAUCCUGCAUCUCAUACCAUUGCCGUUCCCCGGCGUAUGGCAUAAACUAUCGGACGAUGCAUCCGCUCUGCAUCUCCCAACCAUGCGACGAUGGAACCUCAUCCUGCGCGUCGUCAUGUCGGAAUACCUCAAUCUUCGCCCAUCAGACCUCGUCGCUCGGGACGGAGGAUCGUUCGUCAGGUCGAACGCGGAGCUCGUGCGUAGUCUACCUCCGGACUUGUAUCAGAACUCGAGCAUGUUUGUUAGUAGGGCUGAAGUGUACGCAUCGUGACGAGGGCGGGCGGACAACUGGAAAAGGACUUUGGCGGGAUGUACGCUACCGUGUCGCAAUGCUAUUAUUUAACGACAGCCAGCUCGUUACUAUGCUCUCUCC